Molecule: messenger RNA, 312 nt
Organism: Cooperia oncophora
Lineage: Eukaryota; Metazoa; Nematoda; Chromadorea; Rhabditida; Trichostrongylidae
Source: the annotation of a GenBank genome assembly
GAGCCGUCCAUUGGCUUUUCCGAGCAGUAUCAAAAUGAUCUCAUUGUACGAACGCAUCAUGCGUUCGACGUUCUCCGUAGUGAACAUCGACUUGCUGGAGAAAUGAUCUGGAAUUUCGCCGAUUUUAUGACUAGCAUGUCACCGCUUCGCGCCGCUGGGAACCACAAAGGAGUAUUCACGAGAACGCGACAAGCAAAGAUGGCCGCCUAUACACUUAGAGAUCGUUAUUUGUCACUCUUUAAUCAAACGGCCUUGGAGAUAUGGGAACAAUCCACGGUCGACUCUACAUCACCUUCGGCAUGGCGACAAUAG